Molecule: messenger RNA, 567 nt
Organism: Durusdinium trenchii
Lineage: Eukaryota; Dinophyceae; Suessiales; Symbiodiniaceae
Source: the annotation of a GenBank genome assembly
AUGGCGCCAUCAACUGAACUUGGUUUGAACCAUUUCCAGCCGCCGCCAAAAAUUGGAUGUGUGGGCUGGGGAUUGGAAGAGCCUCAAGAACAGCGAGAGUCCUUGCUGCUGGACCUGCCAUCGCCAAAGCAGUGUCGUGAGCGUGAGCAGGAGUCACAUUUGGGCCCACUACAAGGCAUUGAUCACCUGCAGGAGGCUGAGAAGGUGGACCUUGAAGCGCUGAAGGCGCGCGAUCCUGCUUUGAAGGAACUCCUUGAGGAUGACACUUUCGCACUGGCAACACCAGCGGCUAUGUCAGCUUUCGAACUCUACAGGCGCAGUCUAAUAGCUCUAGAUGCAGGCCGCGAGCUGGCACAAAAGGCCUUUCGUGCAGUUGUUCAAGAUAAUGCAGAGGAGUUGCGCCGGCUUUUUGAAACGACGACUUUGCGCUGGGAUGCGGAGAAUGGAGGUGGUCAAUCACUUUUGGAAGUGGCCUUGGAGCGACAGAAGCAUCGGGCUCAAACAGUCCUCCAAGAGAUGAAGCGACGUGACCUGGGCAUGCUUGAAAGUAUGUUGCUGGCAAACUAA